UUCACAUGAGAGGUCAAGCAGCGGGGAGUCGACAUGGGAGGCAGACUGUCCAAACGCAAGGAGAGGAGACAGAGAGGAAAUGUCGGGACGAAGCCAACCUCAGGGGAGAAGUGCUACGACCCAAAGGACCGCACGCUUACAUUUGUAGACGGAGAAGAUGUAUUAGACUUUUUGUAUAUCGGCUACAAGUCUCGCCGAGCGAAGAUGCCGGGCUGCGGCCACGCCGUCACUCCGAUGUCUCUGACGGAUCACUGUCGCAGGCUGCUGGACGAGGGCAAGUCUGAAUUUGUGUGUGGCCAGACUAACUGUAAUGUUGAGUGGUCCUUCGACGAGGUUUCUAAGAUGGCUCUCCUGACUCCGGAAGAAGUGGAAGAAUUUGAGAAGAAAAUAUUCAGUAACGCUGCAAAGAAUUUCUUGGACAUCAAACAAUGUCCUGGUUGCAAGUCUCGUGUGGUGAGAAAUGACCUCUCCAAUCUGAAUGUAGAGUGCUCGGUGUGCACAGCCAGCAAGAGAAGGACUUAUAGGUUCUGCUGGCGGUGUUUGAAGGAAUGGAAAGGUCGGGCUCCUCGCUCAGACCGCUGUGACAAUGACGGCUGCCCAGAUCCUUUGGAGACAUUGAAAAACUGUCCGGACAUCGUCUUCGAGAGCGUGAAGGGCAUCAACGGCUGUCCCUCCAUCCGAGCAUGUCCCACCUGUGGCAUGCUGGUGGAGCAUAACAAAAAACAGUGUAAAAGCAUGGUGUGUCCCCGGUGUAAGGUGAAAUUCUGCUUCGUGUGCCUGAAAAAGAACAAGGGCUGUCUGCAGCAAAACGCGUACAGUCUCUGCCCCGCUGGUGUGGCACCCAGACAGAAAUCUAUACCUGUGUGGAAGAGGACAUAGUCUGUUGAUUGGAUACUGUCACCUGAAAAUAUUCAACUCUUUGUCGUUUAACGUGUUCUUCAUGAUGCCGAUCAUCACAGCUGUUACCACUUAGUAAGGAAUUUUACCUCACACAAGCUUUCAGUAACACUGAAGAGCCGAAGAUGCUUUUUGCACGUUUCUGACAACAUUUGGAACAACAUGACAACAUGAGAAUUUCUUCCCUCUCAGCACAGCUGAACCAUUUGCAUCAUGAAUUUCUUGUCAUUUCGCCUCAACUUCUUCAGUGUUAUCUCACAGUACACUGUCAUUGCAAUAUCCAUAAUGUCUUUAUUAAAUCAAUCACUGUCACUUUGUUUCAGCCUAUGCUUUUUUUUUUCUUUUUACAAAUCCUUUGUUUAUAAAUGUAUACUUUUGGUUUGUAUCUUAGCUCUGUUCGGGGUGAACAGGUCCUAAUGUUGUUACCAAAGUCAAUCCAGGAAGUAUAACAAUGUGUAGCUCUUAUUAAGCUACCCUGCUUCACUUGUACUGUAGAGUUAAGAAGACAGCAAAGGAUGAAAAAACAGAUAAGUAUUAAAGUCAAACUGUAUUGGGAACUUCAGUAUGCUGCUGCACGUUAAUGAUAUUGUACAAGAAAAUGUGUUAUACUUUUCAUCCCAGACGAAUGAAUAUGAUAGGUAAGUAAAAGGAGUU
Molecule: messenger RNA, 1551 nt
Organism: Acanthopagrus latus (yellowfin seabream)
Lineage: Eukaryota; Metazoa; Chordata; Actinopteri; Spariformes; Sparidae
Product: probable E3 ubiquitin-protein ligase RNF144A-A
Exons: 4
Coding region: 34-879 (281 amino acids)
Biological process (GO): protein polyubiquitination; regulation of cellular response to oxidative stress; negative regulation of protein phosphorylation
Cellular component (GO): cytosol; ubiquitin ligase complex; cytoplasm
Molecular function (GO): ubiquitin protein ligase activity; ubiquitin conjugating enzyme binding; zinc ion binding
Source: RefSeq, a predicted model, not a curated record